Canariomyces notabilis is the source of this 2421-nucleotide messenger RNA. RefSeq names its product sulfate permease. Gene Ontology annotation, molecular function: secondary active sulfate transmembrane transporter activity. The transcript is spliced from 4 exons. Gene Ontology annotation, cellular component: plasma membrane. Bases 1 to 2421 code for a protein of 806 amino acids. Gene Ontology annotation, biological process: transmembrane transport. Lineage: Eukaryota; Fungi; Ascomycota; Sordariomycetes; Sordariales; Chaetomiaceae. The record is from RefSeq and is a predicted model, not a curated record.
AUGGCUCCAAACGGGCUUGGCGAGCGCGUCAAACGGUUCCUCGGCAUUGAUCCCAACGACACUCUCGACGACUCGGCCUAUUAUGACGAUGGCUCCUAUAUCGAGACGGAGUCGUCCAUCAAGGACUUGCUCCUGGACUUUAUGCCCACAUUACCAGGCCUCAUCCGCUACCUCCACGAGCUCUUCCCAUUCCUCGGCUGGAUCUUCCACUACAACCUAACAUGGCUGCUGGGCGAUAUCAUUGCCGGUGUCACUGUCGGCUUCGUCGUCGUGCCGCAGGGCAUGGCCUACGCCUUGCUCGCCAAACUACCACCAGAGUAUGGCUUGUAUACUUCUUUUGUUGGGUUCCUGUUAUACUGGGCAUUCGCGACGUCCAAAGACAUCACCAUCGGCGCCGUCGCCGUCAUGUCAACCAUUGUUGGCAACAUCGUCAUCAACGUACAGAAAACGCACCCCGAUCUGAGUGCAGACACCAUUGUCCGAAGUCUAGCGCUUAUAUCCGGAGUGGUGCUUCUGUUCUUGGGUCUAAUCCGAGCGGGCUUCAUUGUCGAGUUCAUUCCUCUGGUCGCCAUCGGCGCCUUCAUGACCGGCUCCGCCAUCAGCAUCGCCGCAGGUCAGGUCCCCGGCCUGUUGGGCAUCUCCGGUAUCAACACUCGCGAGGAAACAUAUCUUGUCAUCAUCAACACCCUCAAAGGCCUACCGAGAGCAAAGCUAGACGCCGCGAUGGGCUUGACUGCGCUGUUUGGCCUUUACAUGAUCCGCUGGUUCUGCAAUUUCAUGGGCAGGAGAAAUCCACGUCGCGCUAAGACCUGGUUCUUCAUUUCGACACUUCGCAUGGCCUUCGUCGUUGUCCUAUACAUACUCGUCAGCUGGCUUGUCAACCGUGGUGUCUCAGACGCAUCCAAGGCCAAGUUCAAGAUUCUCGGCAACGUGCCCAGCGGCUUCCAGGUUGUUGGCCCUCCUCGUGUUGACAGCGAGAUUUUGGCGGCGCUUGGACCUGAUAUUCCCACCACGAUUCUGGUCCUUCUGAUCGAGCACAUUGCAAUUUCAAAGUCCUUUGGCCGUAUCAACAACUAUAUCAUCGACCCUUCUCAGGAGUUGGUCGCCAUUGGCUUUACCAACGUGUUUGGUCCCUUCCUCGGCGGGUACCCAGCCACGGGUUCUUUCUCUCGUACCGCCAUCAAGGCUAAAGCGGGGGUUCGGACGCCUCUAGCUGGUAUCUUUACCGCCGUCAUUGUCCUCCUCGCCCUCUACGCGCUCACGUCCGUCUUCUUCUACAUCCCAACCAGCGGUCUUGCUGCCAUCAUCAUUCAUGCUGUCGGCGAUCUCAUCUCCCCGCCGCGUGAAGUCUACCAAUACUGGCAGACCUCCCCGUUGGAAGGUGUGAUCUUUUUCGCCGGUGUCUUUGUCUCCGUCUUUACCUCAAUUGAAAAUGGUAUAUACGUCACCGUUGCUGCGUCGGCCGCCGUUCUCCUCUUCCGCAUAGCCAAGAGCCCAGGCCGCUUCCUCGGCCGGGUUGUCAUACGUACCGCACCACGAGACCGGCUCAACUCCAACAAUAAUUUCUCACAGGAAACGGACCCGUUGAUUGGCGAGAAGAGCCCACACGCGGCAUACAUUGCUCUCGAUAGGAGCGACCUGUCCAACCCGCAGGCCGACAUCCGAUCUCCGUCCCCGGGCGUCUUCAUCUACCGCUUUGGCGAGGGGCUCAACUAUGUCAACUCGGCCCGCCACCUGGACAACCUCACCAUCCACAUCUUCAAGCACACGCGCCGGACACAGCUGAACAAAUACGACAAAGUGGGCGACCGGCCCUGGAACGACCCGGGUCCGAGGCGGAAUGUGGCGCAGCUGAACGAACAACUUGCUUCCCGCCCAAUCCUGCGCGCUGUGAUUCUUGAUUUCACCGCCGUGAACUACCUGGAUGUUACGGCAGCGCAGGCGCUGGUCGACCUGAGAAGCCAGUUCGACAGGUAUGCGGAUCCCGAGCGGGUCGAGUGGCACUUUGCUGGGGUGGUGAAUCGCUGGACCAAGCGGGCGCUGGUGGCAAAUGGAUUCGGCGGGGAGAGGUUGUCGGAGAGGGUCGUCGAGGGUGUUGAGUCGGGAACUGACCACGACUUGAAGGGGCGGCAAGCAUCAAGGGCCGCCGGUCCGCUAAUUGGGUUUGCUGAGGCCGUGGUUGGUACUGAAAAGGUUACGGAAAGGGGUGGUUCGAAGGCCCAAGAGACUGAUGUUGAGGCUGCUGCUGGCGAGAUCUCACCCGUCGCGUCUUCAAAUGGCGACGGCGACGCACCCUCGGGCAGUGGCAGAUUUGUUCCGCUCUAUGGGGUCAACCGGCCGUACUUCCAUGUUGAUGUUGAGACCGCUGUUGAGAGCGUGGUAAGGAGUUUGGAGAGGCGGACGUCGAAUUGGAAGGAGUGA